AUGAAGAGAAAGAUAGAUUUGGUUGAAGAAGAACACGAGAGUGAACAUGAAGAAAGCGAAAGUUCUGUUGAUGAAAGCGAGGAUGAAGAACCGAGAAUAAAAGAAGAACCAAGAAUAAAAGAUGUUUUGAGUCAUCUUUCCCGCGCAGUGCCGGAAAAGCGUGCUUCUGAUUUGCUGCAUAGUAUGGCUGCGUCCAAAGAUAUUCUUUUCUGGACUCCCAGUGGACAAUUACGUCGAAAUAAACGCACUAUUCCCGUCACAAACAUCGCUGAGCUAGUUGAGUAUGUGUUACUCCCUCAUAACAAUGAGGUUACCAAGCCUCGUACGCUGAAUACGUUUCUAGAUGGACUUGUUUUCCCUUCACCACCACCACCGCCACCACAUUUCUAUUGUUUUUCCUCCACCGCCACAUUUCUAUUGUUUCCUUUCCACCACCACCACCACCGCCACCACAUUUCUGUUGUUUUUCCUCCACCACCACCACAUUUCUAUUGUUUUCCCUUCACCACCACAACCACCUCAUUUCCAUUGUUUUCCCUCCACGAGAUUCUAUAAGAGACUACCAACUGCCAUUCUUAGUUCAUUUUGUAGCAAUGUCUCGUGUAGUCAACAACAAGCGUGGUUUUCUUCAAGUAUUAGCUGACUGCCCUGCUUAUCAGCGCCAGUUUCUUGUAAAGACAGCUACUCCACAGCAGCUACAUGCACUAGUCCAAGUCUUAUACAGUAUAGUCAUGGGACACAUUCCCAUCCUCGAAGAAAAUAAGCGGAUAUUGCCGCCAUAUAAGGAUGCCUUACUUAACCUGGCCAGUCCAAAUGUCCCUUACAAAACAAAGAAGCGAGUCCUUGUACAAGAGGGUAGUGGUUUUAUUGAAGAUGUAUUAGCCCCUGUUGUUUCAAGCUUAGGAUUUCUAAUGCUAUAAGAGAGGUGACGCAACGGCAAGUUGAUCAUUUGAUGCUAAGUCUGUCACGGUUACUCAUCAAAAUGAAGAGAAAGAUAGAUUUGGUUGAAAAAGAACACGAGAGUGAACAUGAAGAAAGCGAAAGUUCUGUUGAUGAAAGCGAGGAUGAAGAACCGAGAAUAAAAGAAGAACCAAGAAUAAAAGAUGUUUUGAGUCAUCUUUCCCGCGCAGUGCCGGAAAAGCUUGCUUCUGAUUUGCUGCAUAGUAUGGCUGCGUCCAAAGAUAUUCUUUUCUGGACUCCCAGUGGACAAUUAUGUCGAAAUAAACGCACUAUUCCCGUCACAAACAUCGCUGAGCUAGUUGAGUAUGUGUUACUCCCUCAUAACAAUGAGGUUACCAAGCCUCGUACGCUGAAUACGUUUCUAGAUGGACUUGCAGAGUUAGGAAUCGAUUAAGGUUUAAUCAAGAACAAAAAGUUGUUAAGUGAAUUAAUAGAAAAGGAAAACGGCUACCAAAAUGUAGAAAAUACUUCCGAUAACGAGAAUAAUAAUGAGGAGAGUUCAUCGGAUAUUGAAAAUCAGGAGGAGGAGAAAGUGGCUUCUGAGAAUGGCGUUGAAGCUGAAGGCUCCCAAGAGAGCGACAACGACACUGAAAACGACAUUCAGGAAACAGAAAGUAGUAGCCCUGAAACGUCCACCGCCUUUCACUCUAAAAGUCCCUGUGAA
This is a messenger RNA of Porites lobata, 1624 nucleotides long. The record is from the annotation of a GenBank genome assembly. Lineage: Eukaryota; Metazoa; Cnidaria; Anthozoa; Scleractinia; Poritidae.